Molecule: messenger RNA, 765 nt
Organism: Penicillium canariense
Lineage: Eukaryota; Fungi; Ascomycota; Eurotiomycetes; Eurotiales; Aspergillaceae
Exons: 1
Coding region: 1-765 (254 amino acids)
Source: RefSeq, a predicted model, not a curated record
AUGGUGCCUCGGAAUCGCCCGAAACCUCGAAUCACCUGGGGGAUGCGCCUGCGGAGAUUCUUCUACAACCUUGAGUCACCUCUCCAGCUCCGCGGCACCCUCACGCGCCUAAGCCACCGGCACAAGCACCCUUUCCUAGCCUUGCUCCGCCUGCUCCUCCCACUGCCGACAUGGCACUUUCGCCUCCCCGACCCGGUUCCCGUGAAGACUAUGCUGAACAAUGUCGCGCUACUGCAGUCGCGCAAGGCAUCCGCCGACCUCACCAACAUGCGCUCUGUGCCUCUGUGGCGUGCUCGAGAUACCCCCCUUCGCGCCCUCUACCGAAUAUACGAGGCUGUGGUUGCGCGGGAGUUCUACGCUAUCGGGGCGGAGGUCGAGUACUUCUGGUACCAGUCGCGGGGAUCCUGGGCUGCGAAUCGCAUACCGGAUCCCGCCGACCGCGACCCGGUGCGGUAUGCCAUUCUGGCGUGCAUCGCCGAGGAACUGGCGCGGGCGUUUAACUGGCGUAUGAGCCUGGGAAUGCGACGCGACAAGAGCAAGCACGUAUACCGGAAGACGUUCGAGGACCGCCUGCCGUCAUUCACACCGGAGACUGCACCUGGCUGGGUCAGGAGGGUGCCCCCGAUCGAUGUCGAGUUGAUUGCAGACCUGCCGGCAGAUCUGCUAGAUUCUGCGGGCAGACUUGUGCUCGAAGAAGGGGGUGAGAAUCCUAUAUUCGCGGAACGGAACAUUAUCAUCGACACCGGCCACUUCUACACAGUUUAG